UUCUCUCAUCAUUAUCAAGAAUAGUCAAAAGAUUCAAAGCAAAGCCACGUAAUCUUUCUAAUACUAAUGGUAUAUACGACUUUUCAUAUCAUGGGUUGUGACCAUUAGAGAGUAGAUAUUACAGUCCAGAUUCCAUAUCUUGUGGCUCUGACUAAAGAAUCUGUGGUGUGUAUAAGAGGCAUCUACUGCUUUUCUUUCUGGGUACAUAGGAUGAACUGUGAAGUACCAGUGUACUAUUAGCUCUACCUCAAGUUCUGAGUUGAUUGGCUUUUGAGUAAAUCCCCUAAAAAGAGUGAGCAAACACAAGAAGUUUCUGAAAAACCAUGGGAGAAGAUGAUGAUAAGUACACGAAAGAUGGGACUGUAGAUCACCAUGGAAAUCCAGCUGAUAAAACCAAAACUGGAACCUGGAAGGCCUGUCCCUUUAUUCUUGGAAAUGAAUGUUGCGAAAGAUUGGCAUACUAUGGGAUGAGCACCAACCUGGUGCUUUACUUUAAGAAUCGACUAAAUCAGCACAGUGCUACUGCUUCUAACAAUGUCUCGAAUUGGAGUGGAACAUGCUACAUCACCCCAUUGAUCGGCGCAUUCAUUGCUGAUUCCUACCUUGGAAGAUAUUGGACUAUUGCCAUUUUCUCCAUCAUCUAUGUUUUCGGGAUGACACUUUUGACACUGUCAGCAUCAGUCCCUGGCCUAAAGCCAACGUGUUCUGGAAAAGAAGAUUGCCAUGCAACAGUUACACAAACUGCAGUGUGUUUUCUAGCACUUUACCUGAUUGCACUUGGCACUGGUGGGAUUAAACCUUGUGUCUCAUCAUAUGGAGCUGAUCAAUUUGAUGAUUCCGAUGAGAAUGAGAAGAAACACAAAUCGUCUUUCUUCAACUGGUUCUAUUUUUCAAUCAAUGUUGGUGCUCUCAUUGCUUCUUCCUUGUUGGUCUGGAUACAAGACAAUGUAGGUUGGGGAUGGGGCUUUGGCAUCCCAGCAGUGACCAUGGCAAUUGCUGUAGUGAGCUUCUUUUCAGGUACAAGGUUGUAUAGGAACCAGAAACCUGGGGGUAGCGCUCUGACACGAAUGUGUCAGGUGGUGGUAGCAUCCAUUAGAAAAUACCGGGUUGAAGUACCUGCUGACAAGUCUGUUGUUUUGUAUGAGACUGCUGAUGCAGAAUCUGCUAUUAUAGGAAGCCGCAAGCUUGAGCGCACAAAAGAUUUCAAGUUCUUUGACAAGGCAGCCGUGGAGGUACCAACAGAUGACAUAAAGGUUCCAGCAAACCCAUGGAGACUUUGCACAGUUACCCAAGUUGAGGAGCUGAAAGCCAUUAUACGGUUGCUUCCUAUAUGGGCCACGGGUAUCGUCUUUGCCACUGUCUACGGUCAGAUGGGCACCUUAUUUGUGUUGCAAGGCAACACCAUGGAUAUUCACGUUGGUCCCUCUAACUUCGAGAUCCCACCAGCAUCUCUUUCAAUAUUCGACACACUUAGUGUCCUUUUUUGGGUCCCAGUCUAUGAUCGAAUCAUUGUCCCAGUUGCUAGAAAAUUCACUGGUCACAAAAAUGGCCUAACUCAACUCCAGAGGAUGGGCAUUGGCCUCAUCAUAUCCAUCUUUGCCAUGGUAUCUGCAGCAAUUUUGGAACUUGAAAGACUCAAGACUGUUAGAAAGCACAACUACUAUACACUUGAGCACAUUCCUAUGUCCAUCUUUUGGCAAGUUCCUCAGUAUUUCCUCAUAGGGUGUGCAGAAGUUUUCACAUUCAUUGGGCAGUUGGAGUUUUUUUAUGAGCAAGCACCCGAUGCCACAAGGAGCUUGUGCUCUGCUCUCUCACUAACCACUGUGGCACUAGGGAACUACUUGAGCACUCUACUUGUAACCAUUGUUACCAAAGUGAGUACUAGGCAUGGGAAGCUUGGAUGGAUACCGGACAAUUUAAAUUAUGGUCGUGUCGAUUACUUCUUUUGGCUCUUGGCCGUGCUGAGUGUGCUGAAUUUGGGAGUUUUUCUCCUCAUUGCAAAAUGGUACACAUAUAAAAAGCCAUUGGGGACUCUCCGUUGAUGGGUUACUCUGGUGGUUGAAUUGAAGCGCUUGUAUUGUAUAUAUGGUCUGCUUCAUUUUCUUAUGCAUGCAAUACUAUUGGAGGUUACCUUCAAACAUCUCACUCUUUGUAUUGUUUUCAUUAGAUAAUAUGUAAAAUUGAAUCAAAUAGGAUGAACAAAAGAAAGUGAACUACAAUUUAAAUUAAUCCAAUGUAUCUCCCUUCAUUUAUCAAUGUACCAGAAGAACUGUUUCUUAACA
Molecule: messenger RNA, 2282 nt
Organism: Quercus robur (English oak)
Lineage: Eukaryota; Viridiplantae; Streptophyta; Magnoliopsida; Fagales; Fagaceae
Product: protein NRT1/ PTR FAMILY 8.2-like
Exons: 5
Coding region: 324-2042 (572 amino acids)
Biological process (GO): oligopeptide transport; transmembrane transport
Cellular component (GO): membrane
Molecular function (GO): transmembrane transporter activity
Source: RefSeq, a predicted model, not a curated record